AUGAAGCCAGUUGUAAAACUAUUAAGGAGUUGUGGCUAUUUGUCAACCAUCUACUUAGAUGAUUUAUUCCUUAUAGGUCAAAGCUAUAAGGAAUGUAAAGCAAAUGUAAACAUUUCAACUGAACUGCUACGCGGUCUUGGCUUCAUUAUUAAUGAGGAAAAAAGUAACCCUAUACCCUCCAAAACAUGCAAAUUUCUAGGACUGAUCAUAAAUUCCGAGAAGCUCCAAAUUUCCCUACCAGACGACAAAAGAUCACACAUUUCAAAAGAUAUAAAAAGCAUGCUGAGUGUGAAAAGGUGUAAAAUUCGGAAAUUUGCACAACUUGUAGGAUCUCUAGUUGCAGCCUGCCCGGCAAUCGAAUACGGUCUCCUCUAUACAAAGGAAUUUGAAAGAUGUAAGUUUCUUAAUCUAAAAGACGAUGACAACUAUGACAGACACAUGACUCUGCCAGACACACUACUGCCAGAUCUUCAUUGGUGGUUUAAAGCUGUCAAGCACUCAGUACGGCAAAUCAAAAUCGACUCAUAUUGCCUCGAAAUAUUUACUGACGCCUCAACUACUGGGUGGGGAGCCGCCUGCGGGAACGAAACAGCGAGUGGAGUAUGGUCACGGGAGGAACAGGAAAUGCACAUCAACGGCCUGGAACUCCUCGCGGCAUUUUUUGGGCUAAAAGUCUUUGCAAAAAAUCGUACAAAAUGCCAAAUUUUAAUGCGCAUAGAUAACUCGACAGCCAUUGCAUACAUUAAUCGCAUGGGUGGAAUACAAUUCCCCCAUCUUACGCAGAUAACCAAAGAUAUCUGGCAGUGGUGUGAAUUUCGCAAUAUAUAUAUAUUCGCCUCCUACAUCAAAUCAGCAGAAAACGUAGUAGCUGAUGCCGAAUCUCGGCGCACACACCCAGAUAUUGAAUGGGAAUUGGCUGAUGGGGCAUUUAAAGAAAUCACAAGGAAAUUCGGGCAUCCUCAAGUAGACCUAUUCGCUAGCCGGGUAAAUGCCAAGUGUGCUAAAUACGUGUCGUGGCAUCGCGACCCUGAUGCAUUUGCUGUCAACGCGUUCACUUUGGACUGGUCUGAACUGUACUUUUACGCUUUCCCCCCGAUUUCGAUUAUUCUGAAAACCCUAAGAAAAAUCAUUUCUGACCAAGCUCGUGGAAUUAUGAUUGUCCCCUUGUGGAAAACACAACCUUGGUACCCGCUAUUCCAACAACUUGUCACUUCAGAGUUAAUAACAUUCAAACCUAAUGGAAACAUUAUGUCAUCUCAUUCCAGCAACCCGAAAAUACAGACAAGUCUUACCCUGGUUGCCGGAAUAUUGUGCGGUCAGCGCUUCUGCGACGCAACGUACCAGCAGAAUCAGUAA
Messenger RNA from Cydia amplana, 1356 nucleotides. RefSeq lists its product as uncharacterized. The coding region runs from base 1 to 1356 and encodes 451 amino acids. The transcript has a single exon. Lineage: Eukaryota; Metazoa; Arthropoda; Insecta; Lepidoptera; Tortricidae. Gene Ontology annotation, molecular function: DNA binding; site-specific DNA-methyltransferase (adenine-specific) activity. The record is from RefSeq and is a predicted model, not a curated record.